CGGGGUUCUUCGCUGUACUCUUUAGUAGCAUCAUUUCUCGGUUACGCGCUUCUGCGCCAGCGGGCGCGCGCCCUCGUGCUCCGCCAACAUAAGUCGCUUUUGCUUUUAUUUCUUGUUUUUUUAUUUAGCGAUUAAGAGUCCGAGUCCGAUCCUUUUCCUUUGCUUUGCGAUUUAUGCCAUAAUUCAUCUGUGGACGUGGGGGCGGCGAGCCUAGGGAGCCUGGGGGUGGGGAGGAGGCGAGGAGACGAGGAGGAGACGAGACGCACCGACCGGACCGAACCGGGCUGGACUGGACCGGGUCCCACAGUGUCGAACACACAGAGAGACUCGGUUCGAACCCAGGACGCGGGGGUCUUCAGGGGAGCUGGAGGGGGAAGAGGAAGAGGCUCGCGGUGCCUUUCUGCCACCGUCAUCAGCCUCGGCAUCGGCAUCGUCAGCGGCGUCAUCAUCAUCAUCCUCGCGAGGGACACGACACGGCACGGGACGGGGGGCCUGAUGGGAGCAGCGCGAGGCUGAGGGGGUCCACACACCGUCAUCCGUGUGAGGAGAGAAGAGCCGAUCAGACAGACAGAGGACAGUGAAAGAGAAGGAGCAGAGGACUGAGAGGUCCUGAUUGGCUCACAGCUGGCGUGACCCAAAAGCCAGUGACCAAUCAGCGAUGGGCGAGUUGGAGCAGCUGCGGCAGGAGGCGGAGCAAUUGAGGAACCGGAUUAGGGAUGCCCGGAAGGCAUGCGGCGAUUCAACCCUCACGCAGAUCACGGCCGCGCUGGACCCUGUCGGACGGAUCCAGAUGCGAACGCGGCGCACACUUCGUGGACAUCUGGCUAAGAUAUACGCCAUGCACUGGGGCUGCGACUCCAGGUGCGUGUCGCCGAGACGCCUUCGACAGCCGAGCUGGCUACUGGUCAGCGCCUCCCAGGAUGGGAAGCUCAUCAUCUGGGACAGCUACACCACGAACAAGGUGCACGCCAUCCCGCUGCGCUCUUCCUGGGUGAUGACGUGCGCCUACGCCCCCUCGGGGAACUACGUGGCCUGCGGAGGGCUGGACAACAUCUGCUCCAUCUACAGCCUAAAGACCCGCGAGGGCAACGUCAGGGUCAGCAGGGAGCUGCCGGGUCAUACAGGUUACCUGUCCUGCUGCCGCUUCAUUGACGACAAUCAGAUCGUCACGAGUUCGGGAGACACCACCUGCGCAUCAUGGGACGUCGAGACCGGGCAGCAGACCACCGUGUUCUCGGGCCACAGCGGCGACGUGAUGAGCCUGUCCCUGUCCCCGGACUCGCGCUGCUUCGUGUCCGGCGCCUGCGACGCCUCCGUCAAAUUGUGGGACGUCCGGGACAGCGUGUGUCGGCAGACCUUCGGCGGGCACGAGUCGGACAUCAACGCCAUCUGUUUCUUCCCCAACGGAAGCGCCUUCGCCACGGGCUCCGAUGACGCCACCUGUCGGCUCUACGACCUGCGCGCCGACCAGGAGCUGAGCCUCUACUCCCACGACAACAUCAUCUGCGGCAUCACCUCGGUGGCCUUCUCCCGCUCGGGACGCCUGCUGCUCGCCGGCUACGACGACUUCAACUGCAACGUCUGGGACGCGAUGAAGGGCGACCGCGCCGGGGUGCUGGCAGGCCACGACAACCGAGUCAGCUGUCUCGGGGUGACGGACGACGGCGUGGCCGUGGCUACGGGUUCCUGGGACAGCUUCCUUAAGAUCUGGAACUGAAGAACUCGCUCACACCCACACACACCCACACACACACUGGUGCUGUAUUGUACAUAAUACCACGGCAUACAAGUAUACAGCAUACCUUGGUUAGCGCGCGCACACACACACACACACACACACACACAGCACGUGUAUUAAAAAACAACAAACACACAUUGCACAACCAACACAAACCAACAGAUAAAUGGGGACCCACAGAUAUGGACUCAAAGAACUUGAGGAGAUUCAGCUUUGGAGAAGAUGAAGAAAAUGUGGAGAGAAAAUCGCCGCCGCGUCACACCCGACUUCUUCCGCCGUGGGGGCGGAGCGAGGGCGCCCCGGCCCCGCCCGCGGCCCCGCCCGCAAACCCGUACCGUCUCCGCCCUACGACA
This is a messenger RNA of Scleropages formosus (Asian bonytongue), 2091 nucleotides long. Its product is annotated as guanine nucleotide-binding protein G(I)/G(S)/G(T) subunit beta-2-like. Gene Ontology annotation, molecular function: protein binding. Gene Ontology annotation, biological process: signal transduction. Lineage: Eukaryota; Metazoa; Chordata; Actinopteri; Osteoglossiformes; Osteoglossidae. The coding region runs from base 659 to 1717 and encodes 352 amino acids. The record is from RefSeq and is a predicted model, not a curated record. The transcript is spliced from 10 exons.